Messenger RNA from Pistacia vera, 1953 nucleotides. RefSeq names its product indole-3-acetic acid-amido synthetase GH3.17-like. Lineage: Eukaryota; Viridiplantae; Streptophyta; Magnoliopsida; Sapindales; Anacardiaceae. Gene Ontology annotation, cellular component: cytoplasm. The transcript is spliced from 4 exons. The record is from RefSeq and is a predicted model, not a curated record. Gene Ontology annotation, molecular function: acid-amino acid ligase activity. Bases 38 to 1951 code for a protein of 637 amino acids.
GAGGCUUUAAGUAUGAGUGCAAGCUACUUUCUGAUUCAUGAAGUGUUGUAGAGCCACUCAAAACUUUAGUUUAAAUCAUACAUUUCACUUCUGCUGCACAAAGAUGCUACCAAAAAUGUUGCCAGACUAUGAUCCAAAUGACAAUGAAGCUGGCAUGAAGCUCCUGGAGGACCUUACGACAAAUGCAUAUGAAAUUCAGCAGCAAGUUCUCAGGGAGAUUCUUACUCGAAACGCACAAACCGAAUAUCUAAAAGGGUUCUUGAAUGGGCAGUGUGAUGAGGAUUGUUUCAAGAAGAAAGUUCCUGUGGUGAACUAUGAAGAUAUCAAGCCUUAUAUUGAGAGAAUUGCCGAUGGAGAGCCAUCAGAAAUUAUCUCAGCUCAACCGAUUACUGAGCUGCUCACGAGCUCUGGAACUUCAGGAGGGCAGCCGAAAAUGAUGCCUUCAAGUGCUGAAGACUUGAACAGGAAGACAUUCUUUUACAAUAUGCUUGUGCCUGUGAUGAACAAGUAUGUGGAAGGAUUGGACAAAGGCAAAGGAAUGUAUUUGUUGUUCAUCAAACCAGAAAUUAGUACUCCUUCUGGGUUGAUGGCAAGGCCUGUGUUAACCAGCUACUACAAGAGCAGUAACUUCAGGAACCGCCCGUUUAACCAGUACAAUAUCUACACAAGUCCUGAUGAAACCAUCUUGUGUCCAGACAGCAAGCAGAGUAUGUACUGCCAAUUACUCUGUGGAUUAGUCCAACGCGAUGAUGUGCUUCGAGUUGGUGCAGUUUUCGCUUCUGCUUUUCUGCGCGCGAUAAAGUUCUUGGAAGAUUACUGGAAGGAGUUAUGCAGCAACAUAAGGACUGGCCAUGUCAGUGACUGGAUCACUGAUCCUGGCUGCAGAGGUUCUGUGUCAUUAGUUCUUGGCGGCACGAAUUCAGAAUUGGCAGAUUUGAUAGAGGAGCAAUGCAGUGGAAAGUCAUGGGAGGGGAUAAUAAAAAACCUGUGGCCUAAAACUAAGUUCAUUGAGGUUAUUGUUACAGGUUCCAUGGCUCAAUACAUCCCAACACUUGACUUUUAUAGUGGUGGACUCCCUUUAGUUUCAACGAUGUAUGCCUCUUCUGAAUGUUACUUUGGGAUCAAUUUUAAGCCUCUCAGCAAGCCUUCUGAUGUUUCCUACACUCUCCUUCCAAACAUGGCCUACUUCGAGUUCUUGCUGGUCGAGAAAAACAAUGGAGAAUUGACUCAAAAAGUCCACUGCAAUGGUGUUUCUGAUAAGAAUUGCAUACAAGCCAGUGAUGAAAAGGAGGAAUUUCAAACUUUAGAUCUCAUGGAGGUCAAGCUUGGUCAGUACUAUGAACUUGUCGUCACAACUUUUACUGGCCUAUACAGAUACAGAGUUGGGGACAUUCUUAUGGUAACCGGCUUCCACAACAAGGCGCCGCAGUUUCGCUUUGUGCAGCGAAGAAACGUCGUGUUGAGCAUCGACACAGACAAAACGAACGAGGAAGAUUUAUUGAAAGCAGUGACGCAAGCUAAGUGCCUCAUCGAGCCUCUCGGAUUCCUGCUGACAGAAUACACAGGGUAUGCUGAUACAUCUUCGAUUCCGGGACAUUAUGUACUGUUUUGGGAGCUGAAAAUGAAGGGAAGCAACGAUCUGCCGGAGCUUGAUGCUGAAAAAAUGGAGCAAUGUUGCUCAAAAGUGGAGGAAAAUCUGGAUUCUGUGUAUAGGAGGUGCAGGAAAAAGGAUAAGUCAAUUGGGGCACUGGAAAUAAGAGUGGUGAAGCAUGGAACAUUUGAUGCAUUAAUGGAUUUUUGUGUGUCAGAGGGGUCUUCUGUGAACCAAUACAAAACACCAAGGUGCAUCAAAUCUGAAGAAGCCAGAAAGUUAUUGGAUUCCAAGGUGGUAGGGAAGUUUUUCAGCAGAAAAACUCCAUUCUGGGAGCCAUUUAGAAUGGAAAUUAACUAAUA